Messenger RNA from Endocarpon pusillum Z07020, 762 nucleotides. RefSeq lists its product as uncharacterized. The transcript has 6 exons. Lineage: Eukaryota; Fungi; Ascomycota; Eurotiomycetes; Verrucariales; Verrucariaceae. Bases 1 to 762 code for a protein of 253 amino acids. The record is from RefSeq and is a predicted model, not a curated record.
AUGACUUGGGGGUACGACUCGACUGUCGUGAAAGGCGUCGCUACCCCAGUUGACAAGAGCAACAUCUUUGCCCACGCGAGAGACUUGCUUUACGCUCUCGAUCGCGAGAGGCCACCUGGCCGUCCGCUGAUCUUCGUCACGCAUUCUCUCGGCGGCAUUGUUGUCAAGGAGAUGCUCCGUCGCUCCGAGACCUCGGAGGAGAAAUCGGUUCAGGAUAUCGUCGAGUCCACGCAAGCUGUCGUCUUUCUCGGCACUCCGCAUCGAAGAAGUGCUGAGCUGGCGGCGCUGGGCGAUGUGUGGCGGCACUACAACUUUCGCGUGAAGACGUUCCAGGAGGCAUUGGGCUUCAGCGGUGUUGACAUCGGCCCACUCAACGAAAAGGUUGUUCCAGACAGUUCCUCAUCACUUGACGACCUUCGGGAACAUGCAGAGACGAUUCAUGCCAACCAUAUGAACAUAGUCCGGUUUACAGACGAAAGUGACCCUGGAUAUCGCAAGGUCGGCGGAGAGAUCAAACGAUUGGUUGGGUUUGUCGUUGCACGAAGCAAAUACACCAACGAAGAAAUCACCGGGUGUAUGCAAUCGCUCUCAUUCCGUGAUCUCGGUGCUCGUCAGCACUACAUAAAAGACGCCUGCGAAAACACCUGCAACUGGCUCUUUGAUACGUCCACUUAUCGUAUCUGGUACCGCCGACAACCUCUCUCCGAUCAUUGCGGAUUGUUCUGGCUCAGAGGCAAGCCCGGUUCGGGAAGUCGACCCUGA